CUUCCGGUUAGUACAAUACCGGAAGUGUGCCAUUUGAGGCGCUACUCAAACCUGGUCUGAGUCUGGCUGAAACGUUUUCUUGAUUUUCUGCAUUCUUGAUUGUGUUUGUUAAUGUCUAUAGAGGUGGGUUGCUUGUCUUUUAGACAGCCAUACGCAGGUCUCGUGUUGAAUGGCGUGAAAUCUUUAGAGACACGUUGGCGCCCCCUGCUGGCGGAGAUGAAGAACUGCACUCUGGCAAUCCACAUUGCACAGAAGGACUGGGAAGGAGAGGAAUGGAGAAAUAUCCUUAGGGAUCAUUUUGCAAUGAGACAGUCUGAAGUAGAAGAGCUUCUGGAAUCCGGGGAAAGAUUUGGCCGUGGUGUUGUGGCAGGUCUUGUGGAUGUUGGGGAAACAUGGUUCUGUUCUGAAGAUGUCCCUCCAGAUCAGAUGAGAGAGCUGGAAAAAGCAGCUUGCCUGACUGGACUUGCCCAAAAAUACCUCACAAGACUGUCCAGUCCGCGCUGGCUUACAGAGCCGCUGUAUUCAAGAGGCCAUAAAGACAUGUGGAUGAUACGAAUCCCAGCACAUCUGGUACCUUCAGAUCCUGUGGUUAAGUUAUUAUAGUGACUCUAGUUAUUACUGACAGAUCUGUGAAGGAUUGUACUAUUCGAUGACUAUUCCUUCGUCUGUAACCUUUUCAAAGUCAUGCUUCUUAUUCGCAGGCACCAAAUGUUAUUCCUUUACUUGCAAUCAUUUCUUAAUCCCGUUCGCCUCAAUGACACGGCUAGAAAUUAAAUGCAUCGUAUGUUUAAGACCAACACUGCUUCGAACAACUUUUAUAUUGAAUGCAGGUGUAAGAGUUUAGGCUAUAUUGGCAAACAUUUCGAUUUAUUAAAGCGGUCACUCUGAGACUUGCAGAUGAGGUGAUUUAAAGAAAUACAAAACACAACCCUGACUUGUUUACAGUGGAAAUAACGAAAUCGCACAUUUAAAGUCAAAAUUACGCACGUGGUCCACGCUGGUGGACUCGCCUCUUCAGUUCACCCCACAGGUUUUCUAUGGGGUUCGGGUCAGGGGACUGGGAUGGUCAUGGCAGGACCUUGAUUUUGUGGUCAGUAAACCAUUUUUGUGUUGAUUGUCAUGUAUGUUUUGGAUCAUUGUCCUGCUGGAAGAUCCAACCACGGCCCAUUUGAAGCUUUCUGGCAGAGGCAGUCAGGUUUUCAUUUAAUAUCUGUUGAUAUUUGAUAGAGUCCAUGAUGCCAUGUAUCCUAACAAAAUGUCCAGGUCCUCUGGCAGAAAAACAGCCCCAAAACAUUAAAUAUCCACCACCAUAUUUAACCGUGGGCAUGAGGUACUUUUCCAUAUGGCUACCUCUCUGUGUGCUCCAAAACCACCUCUGGUGUUUAUUACCAAAAAGCUCUAUUUUGGUUUCAUCUGACCGUAGAACCCGAUCCCAUUUGAAGUUCCAGUAGUGUCUGGCAAACUGAAGACGCUCGAGUUUGUUUUUGGAUGAGAGUAGAGAGUUUUUUUUCUUGAAACCCUUCCAAACAACUUGCGGUGAUGUAGGGGACUUCGGAUUGUAGUUUUGGAGACUUUCUGACCCCAAGACGCAUCUAACCUCUGCAAUCCUCCAGCUGUGAUCCUUGGAGAUUUUUUGGCCACUCGAACCGUCCUCUUCACAGUGCGUUGAGACGAUAUAGACACACGUCCUCUUCCAGGUCGAUUCAUAACAUUUCCAGUUGACUGGAAAUUCUUAAUUAUUGCCCUGAUGGUGGAAAUGGGUAUUUUCAAUGCUUGUGCUAGUUUCUUAUAGACACUUCCCAUUUUGUGAAGCUCAACAUCCUUUUGCCGCACAUCACAGCUAUAUUCCUUGGUAUUACCCAUUGUUAUGAAUGACUAAGGGAAUUUGGCCAA
Molecule: messenger RNA, 1893 nt
Organism: Ictalurus furcatus (blue catfish)
Lineage: Eukaryota; Metazoa; Chordata; Actinopteri; Siluriformes; Ictaluridae
Exons: 2
Coding region: 112-603 (163 amino acids)
Source: RefSeq, a predicted model, not a curated record